Molecule: messenger RNA, 1155 nt
Organism: Rodentolepis nana
Lineage: Eukaryota; Metazoa; Platyhelminthes; Cestoda; Cyclophyllidea; Hymenolepididae
Source: the annotation of a GenBank genome assembly
AUGCUAAUUACGAGUACAGCCUGUUUGAAAGAAGCUAUCGCAUCGCUUAUCACUGCUUUCGUUGCCAUUGAGCUUAAUCCAGGAUCCGAGGCCGCUUCCGUGACCUUGGGCUCAAAUGCUCCGGCAACGGCACAACAGGAAGCUGUGCAAACAGCCACAGUCAGUUUUGAAGAGAAGUUUCACUAUCGAAGACCCAUGUAUGCAUGUUUGCGAUUCUGGUACGGAAAGCCGGAGUAUGAUAAUCAGUUCAGGCAGUUGGAAGUUUCCGCUAUUGAACAUAUAGACGAUCCUAGACCACCGCUUCUCCUUCAAUUUCUUUCUCUCCUUAUCAAUGAUUCUACUUUCCUACUUGAUGAAGCAAUCAGUUUUCUGGCUCAGUUGAAGGUCAAGGAACGAGCCAGGGAGUCACAGGGUGGGAGAUAUACUAGUAGGGACGAAGAAUCAAUGUUCCAGCACAUGAGUCGAUUGGCUAGGUACCACAUCUCUCUCGGUUUGGACAAUUUAUCCGCUCUCAGACGUGUCGUUUCACUGUGUCCACGGCUGGUUACUCAUCAGAUUCUUGUUGAUCGAAUCACCUGUAUGUUGAACUACUUCCUAGCCCAUUUAGUUGGCCCGAAAUCGCGAGAGCUGACAGUGAGAGAUAAAUCGACUUAUGGUUUCAAACCGGAGUUGUUUGUUGAGGAGAUUUGCCGAGUGUAUGUGAGCCUGGGACUGGAUAAUUCGGAAUCGGCGCAAGGUAAAGCCGUGGUUAGUGAUGGCAGAUCCUACUCGUCAGAAUUGCUAGAUCAAGCUCUUGGGGUCCUGAGACGUGUUUCUGUGGACCCGAACUUGGUGGAACUUUUCAGUAAAGUUGCUGAGGCUUUGAAGGUGUUGACUGAAGAUGCAAUGGGCUUCGAAGAUGCUCCAGAGGAGUUCUGUGAUCCAAUUAUGGGAGAAAUUAUGGAAGAUCCUGUUCGUUUACCCACUUCCAAUAAUAUCCUCGAUCGAAAGACCAUCUACCGACAUCUACUUAGUGAUCCCAAGGAUCCAUUCAACAGGCAGCCCUUGGAAAUGUCCAUGGUAAUUGCAGAGACGGAACUGAAGGAGAGGAUUCAAGCCUGGAUGGCAGCGAAACGAGCGGAACGAAGCCAGGGAGGUGGACCUCCGACAUCUUAA